CCCCCCCGCUCCGGACCGGCCGCUGAGCUCGGCGCGGGCGGGAUCCGAGUUUAUGCCCCGGCGCUGGGAGCGGGGCGGCCGGGGAGCUUUCAGGAUGGCAGCAGAAGUGGAACUCAACCAUGUCCAAUCAGCAUCUGAAAUGGCAGAGGGAGAGGAUGACCAACACAUUUUUCAACCCAUGAUGUUCCUGGAGCCUCAAGAGACGAGCAUUGAUAUGAAGGCACUUCUGGUCAAGAAAAUGAAGAAAACUUGCAGCUGCACCCCAGCCAAAGUUAAAGACCUGAUUUUCAGUUUUCUCCCUGUCUUGCAGUGGCUCCCCAAAUAUAAACUGAGGGAGUACAUCCUGGGAGAUAUAAUGUCUGGUGUGAUAGUGGGCAUCCUGCUGGUCCCACAGUCCAUUGCCUAUUCCCUAUUGGCCGGUCAGGAACCUAUAUAUGGUCUUUACACAUCCUUUUUUGCCAGCAUUAUUUAUUUCCUAUUUGGUACCUCUCGUCAUAUAUCAGUUGGUAUUUUUGGGGUGCUUUGCCUGAUGGUGGGACAGGUGGUGGAUCGUGAGGUACAGAGAGCUGGGUAUGACAUAGAGCCCAGUGUUCAUAGUGGCCUUCAGAGAGAUAUGGUCAGUUAUGUAAAUACCACCACUUUGGCUGUGAACCAGAUGUCACAACCGCUGUUAUGUGAUAGAAGUUGCUAUGCAAUUACUGUGGGAGCCACGGUGACCUUCAUAGCUGGAGUUUAUCAGGUUGCUAUGGGCUUCUUUCAGGUGGGCUUUGUCUCAGUGUACCUCUCUGAUUCCUUACUCGGCGGAUUUGUCACAGGUGCCUCCUUUACUAUCCUAACAUCCCAAGCGAAGUAUCUCCUGGGCCUGGACAUUCCACGCAGCAAUGGCAUUGGCUCCCUCAUAACCACUUGGAUAAACAUCUUCAAAAACAUCCACAAGACCAACAUCUGCGACCUCAUCACCAGCUUCUUGUGUCUCCUUGUCCUCAUCCCAACCAAAGAGCUGAAUGAGCACUUUAAAUCCAGGCUCAAGGCCCCCAUACCCAUUGAACUGGUUGUGGUUGUGGCAGCUACGCUGGCAUCUCACUUUGGGAAGCUGAAGGAGAAUUAUGGCUCUAGUGUUGCUGGACACAUUCCAACUGGGUUCCUGCCACCCCAGCCACCCAAAUGGGAUCUGAUUCCUAGCGUGGCGAUGGAUGCUGUUGCCAUAGCCAUUAUUGGCUUUGCUAUCACUGUGUCCCUCUCAGAGAUGUUUGCCAAGAAGCAUGGUUACACAGUUAAGGCCAAUCAAGAAAUGUACGCCAUUGGCUUUUGCAACAUUAUUCCCUCUUUCUUCCACUGCUUCACAACUAGUGCAGCUCUUGCCAAGACUCUUGUCAAAGAGUCAACGGGCUGCAGAACUCAGAUCUCUGGGGUGGUGACGGCGUUGGUCAUCCUAUUAGUUCUGCUUUUGAUUGCGCCUCUCUUUUACUCCCUUCAGAAAUGUGUCCUGGGGGUCAUAACCAUUGUGAACCUCAGAGGAGCCCUGCGGAAGUUCAGGGAUCUUCCCAAAAUGUGGCAUCUGAGCAAAGUGGACACAGUGAUCUGGUUAGUCACAAUGGCCGCUUCGGCACUGCUAAGUACUGAAAUUGGCCUGCUGAUUGGUGUCUGCUUCUCGAUGCUGUGCGUCAUUGUGAGGACUCAGAGACCAGAGGCACCGUUGCUCGGCUGGGUGGUAGAGACUGAAAUGUAUGAAUCCCUGUCUGCCUACAAGAACCUGAAGACUAAGCCAGGCAUCGUGGUUUUCCGUUUCGAAGCGCCUCUCUACUAUAUCAACAAAGAAUGCUUUAAAUCCACUCUGUAUAAGCGGACUGGAGUCAACCCAGCCUGGGUGAAGGCAGCCAAGAAGAAGGCAGCAAAGCGAAUGCUUAAAGAGAAAAUGGUGAAUUCUGGUGGCAGCCAGGUGGACGUCGCAGUGCAGCUUGUCACCGAGCCACUGGUGUUUCACACCCUGGUGAUUGACUGUUGCGCAAUACAGUUCUUGGACACAGCCGGGAUCCACACGCUUAAAGAGAUCUGCAAAGAUUAUGGGGAGAUAGGCAUCCAGGUGCUGCUGGCCCAGUGCAAUGCCUCUGUGAGGAGUUCCCUGCACCGGGGAGAGUACUUUAAAAAAGAGGAACAGAACCUCCUCUUCCACAGUGUGCACCAGGCUGUGGACUUUGCAUUGGGUGCACAUAAGCAAAAUGGGUGCUGGGAAGGCAACAAUUGUGUGUAGGCUGAGGGAAAAAAAUUGUGGAUGUAUACAUAAUGUGCGUGCACUCACAUAGGUAAAAUGCACCAAAGUACAGGGAUAUUGUUCAAAAACUGUAGUGUAGCGCAUACAGUGUGCUUUAAUGCUUUAAUCUUGCCCUACUGGAUAGGGUGAUUUCAUAUAUAUAAGUAGUGCUGAAUAUAGGCAUCCUCAAUGUGAUCGUGAUUAACUUGUUAAACCAAUGUUUUUCAUGAUCCUUCUGUGUAUUCCCUGUUGGGCUCUCCAUAUCCCAGUAUUUACCCCACAUUUAGAUCUGCAUCCCCGAGACCUUUAUUACAGCCACCAUCUUUCUGGGUUGGACUUCCUUUGACAGCUGUCAGUGCUUCCCCUUAGUGCAUAGUUUGAGGCAACUACACUUUUCCUCCCCAGUUCCAGGACUGGGCAUGCUGCCUCCUUACAGGGCUGGCUCCAGGCACCCGCCGACCAAGCACGUGCUUGGGGCGGCACCUUAGAAGGGGGGGGACCUUAGA
This is a messenger RNA of Trachemys scripta elegans, 2757 nucleotides long. RefSeq names its product solute carrier family 26 member 2 (gene SLC26A2). Gene Ontology annotation, molecular function: chloride transmembrane transporter activity; oxalate transmembrane transporter activity; bicarbonate transmembrane transporter activity. Lineage: Eukaryota; Metazoa; Chordata; Testudines; Emydidae. Gene Ontology annotation, biological process: transmembrane transport. Bases 53 to 2251 code for a protein of 732 amino acids. The record is from RefSeq and is a predicted model, not a curated record. Gene Ontology annotation, cellular component: membrane. The transcript has 3 exons.